AGCUCCAGUAUAUUGUGCAGCGGAUGUAGUAGUAACCUCCACUUAGGCUUACUAGCAACGCUGUUAUGGAUCUUCAGUUGAAAGCAGCUGUUUUUGUGUCAGGCGCUUCGGGGACCCCUGUGCUUUGAGUAUUUCCGGUGACGGAUUGAGCGUCUGGCGACGGCGGAUUGAAACUACAGAGCAGAGAGAGAGAAGGCAAGAGGAGAAAAGCAGAGAGGGGGGGAAAUGAGUGGGACUUCAACAGGCUGCUGCUGAACAAACUUCUCAGCAAAUGCCAACCCACUAGCCUGCAAAUCCCUUUAUUCUUGUCUGAAUAGACAGACGCGAAGGUUUUUUUUGGACUAUUCUUUUUUUUUGUUUGCAUUAUUUUUAUUCUGGAAGGCUGGAAGUUUCGAAGUUCAAAUUUAUCGCCCAGGGAGCCAGAUGUCAGCCAACAGCAGCAACUCGUCUCCUCCCGUGUCGCAGAGAUUGUUGCCGCCGGUGUUGCCGCUGCCCGCCUCAUCGCCGACCCCAUCGCUGUCCUCGCCCGCCACCGGGCUCUCUGGCCGCCUUUCCAACGGCAGCCUCAGCGCCCCGAGUCCCACCAAUUCCCGGGGAUCCUUCAACGGCGUCUCCUUCCUCCUACAGAUCGGCCUCACUCGGGAACCGGUUACUAUCGAGGCACAGGACAUCUCCCUCUCCGCCGUCAAAGACCUCGUCUGCUCUAUCGUGGACCAAAAGUUCCCAGAAUGUGGCUUUUUUGGAAUGUAUGACAAGAUCUUACUCUUUCGCCAUGACCUCAAUUCUGAGAACAUCCUACAAAGACUGAUAUCAGCGGAAGAAAUUCACGAAGGGGACUUGAUUGAGGUUGUUCUUUCUGCACUAGCUACUGUUGAAGAUUUCCAGAUCCGACCACAUGCUCUUUAUGUACAUUCUUACAAAGCCCCAACUUUCUGUGACUACUGUGGAGAGAUGUUAUGGGGAUUAGUACGUCAAGGCUUGAAAUGUGAAGGAUGUGGGCUGAACUAUCACAAACGAUGUGCCUUCAAAAUUCCAAACAACUGUAGUGGAGUGAGAAAAAGACGGCUGUCUAAUGUCUCUCUGCCAGGGCUCUCUGUUCCAAGACCUGCACCAUCGGACUCUGUCUCAGAGGAGGGGCUGCAUCCUGGGAUCCAACCAAAAAGUGAUGAAAUUCGUUUAAUCAAGCGUUGCCACCAGGAAACCAGCAAAAGAAUCCCCUCAUGGAGUGGACGUCCAAUCUGGAUGGAAAAGAUGGUGUUAGGGAGGGUGAAAGUACCACACACCUUUGUCAUACAUUCCUAUACACGCCCCACUAUCUGUCAGUAUUGCAAGCGAUUAUUAAAAGGACUGUUUCGGCAAGGAAUGCAAUGUAGAGACUGCAAGUUUAAUUGCCACAAGCGAUGUGCAUCCAAGGUGCCCAGGGACUGUCUUGGUGAAGUCGUAUUUAAUGGAGAACCAGCCAGCCCAGGACCUGAUUCGGAUAUGCCCAUGGAGGUAGAUAGCAGUGACAUGAACAGUGAUGGCAGCAGAAUGUUGGAUGACACUGAAGAGCCAUCUACGUCCGAAGAAAAGUUAUACUUUAUGGACUCAUCUGAUCUGGAUGGUGACAAAGAUGAAGAACCUGUCAGAACAAUCAGUCCUUCAACAAGCAACAAUAUUCCUCUCAUGAGAGUAGUACAGUCUGUCAAGCACACAAAAAGGAAGAGCAGCACAAUGGUGAGAGAAGGUUGGAUGGUCCACUACACCAGCAAAGACAAUCUAAGAAAAAGACAUUACUGGAGGCUGGACAGUAAGUGCCUUACACUGUUUCAGAAUGACACUGGAACCAAGUAUUACAAGGAAAUCCCAUUGUCAGAAAUCCUGCAAUUGGAUCCACCUCGGGAUUUUACAAAUCUGGCUCAAGGCAGCAACCCUCACUGUUUCGAGAUCAUAACUGACACCAUGGUGUAUUAUGUUGGAGAGAAUCUUGGAGGCAACUACCAGAACCAUGCCCUGGCUGCCACAGGAGUAGGUUUAGAUGUUGCUCAGAGCUGGGAGAAAGCCAUUCGACAGGCCCUAAUGCCAGUCACUCCACAAGCCAGCGUCUGCACCACUGCAGGACAAGGCAAAGAGCACAAAGAUCUGUCUCUCAGCAUUUCUGUAUCUAACUGCCAAGUCCAGGAGAAUGUGGAUAUCAGCUCCGUGUACCAGAUCUUUGCUGAUGAGGUGCUAGGUUCAGGGCAGUUUGGAAUAGUAUAUGGUGGAAAACACAGGAAGACUGGAAGGGAUAUGGCAAUCAAAGUGAUUGAUAAAAUGAGAUUCCCCACCAAGCAAGAAAGCCAGCUUCGCAAUGAGGUGGCCAUUCUUCAGAACCUUCAUCAUCCUGGAAUUGUAAAUCUUGAGUGUAUGUUUGAAACUCCUGAAAGAGUCUUCGUCGUCAUGGAAAAACUCCAUGGAGACAUGCUGGAAAUGAUUCUGUCCAGUGAGAAAAGUCGGCUGCCAGAACGUGUCACCAAAUUUUUAGUCACACAGAUUCUGGUGGCAUUGAGACACUUACACUUUAAGAACAUUGUACACUGUGACCUGAAGCCUGAGAAUGUACUACUUGCCUCAGCAGAUCCUUUCCCUCAGGUAAAGCUCUGUGACUUUGGAUUUGCACGUAUUAUUGGUGAGAAAUCAUUCCGACGAUCUGUGGUGGGAACCCCAGCCUACCUUGCACCAGAAGUCCUCCGGAGCAAAGGCUACAACCGGUCCCUUGAUAUGUGGUCAGUGGGUGUUAUAAUCUAUGUGAGCCUCAGUGGCACUUUCCCAUUCAAUGAAGAUGAAGAUAUUAAUGACCAGAUUCAAAAUGCAGCAUUCAUGUAUCCACCAAAUCCAUGGAAAGAAACCUCUAGCGAAGCCAUUGAUCUAAUUAACAACCUGUUGCAAGUAAAGAUGAGGAAACGUUACAGUGUGGACAAGUCACUCAGCCACCCUUGGCUACAGGAUUAUCAGACAUGGUUGGAUCUCCGAGAGUUUGAGACCAGGAAAGGAGAACGUUACAUCACCCAUGAAAGUGAUGAUGCGCGUUGGGAAGAAUAUUCCCUAGAACACUGUCUGCAGUAUCCCAAACACUUCAUCAUGGCACCAAAUCUGGAUGAUAUGGAGGAAGAUCCUUAAUGUAUCAAACUGGGCAAAUUGCCGUGACUGAAUAAUAUCACAGCUGUGUUGUGGAAAUGUACUGCCACUGGGGAAAAAGGAAGCCAAGACUUGUUGCUGCUUGUUGCACAGCACAGCCAAAGUGGAUUGGAUACUGCCCAGCUCUUUACAUCAGCCCAUGUGACAAUGUGGGGAAAUGAUGUAAAUGAAGACUGUGCAACCCUGUAGCAUAUUUCAGUUGCACAGGUGCAGACUUGGUGACUGGUGUUUGUGGAGAAAGAGGACAAAUGAAUGCUGUGAGCUUUAGAUUUUAAACCAAACAUUCCUUUUCUGGUAUUUAGCUGGUUUAAUCCUAUCCACCCAAGUACCUCUCUGGUAACAAGUCACUUUGUACCAAGCCAUAAAUUUACUUGUUUACUAAAUGCAAAGCUAGACCAGACAAUCUCUUUUUCACAAGUGUUUUUUUAUACUUCUAAGAGAUGGAAAGUUAACUGCGAAAAAAAUUUGUCCAUUGUAGGACAAGGGCUAUUGCUUGGACCAAAUUCAGUUUAAAUAAGGAUCUCUGGUUAAUAAGGUUGGUUGGCAGUUUCAGAGUAAAUCACAGUUUGUUCCAUUUUGUACACUCAACUGUUUGAUUGUCUUUACAUGUUCUCUCCAGAGAAGGUCAUAGUGGUAUAGACAGAUCCUGGUUGCUGGGACAGUAUUACUAUAUGAAGGGUCUCUUUUUAAAAAAAUGACACUAUUGCUUUCAUUGAUUGCAUUGUGAAGCUGAUGUAAUCAAGUCACCAAAACAUUCUGAUGCGUAAGUUUUUAAAAAGUAAAUGUAAAGCUGUAGCAUCUCUUUGCUAACGCUGAGUAUAACAUUGGCAGACCAAUAUCUCCAGAAGUCAUUCAAUUGCUGAUCGAUUUGUACUGUGGUUCAAAAUAUGACAAUUAGUGCUACAAUAAAGUGACAUCAGUUGGAUUAGAAUGAAGAAAUGGUGCUAAAGGAGGAAUACUGGAGUCCAAAGCCCAUUUAUAAACAGGACCCAUUACACCGGAUUAAGCUAUAAACUCUAGAGUGGAGCCUUAGUGCAGCUGGGGGGAGUGCAGUUUCUGGGAUUUAAGCUGUAAUGACCUGUUAUAAUGCACUCCUGUCACCAGAGGGCACUGCAGAGACAUUUUCGUAGCUGCCAGGAAAUCUAUGACUUAACUCCCAUCUGGUUCCAGUGUAAGAAAUAUGGAUUUGUCAUAUCGUACUCACUUCAUAAUAGUGGAAGGGCAAAUCCCACUUGUGUGAAACCCAUCACUUUUAACCAUUGUAAGAUACCAGUCUGUGCUGCCGGUCUGUGUUCCACCAGUUGAGGAUGUGUCACUGUUCUGUCAGCUGCUAUCAAUCAGUUGAUUACUGGCAGCAGGAAGCUAGUAAGUAUUACUUUAUGCCUGCGUUUGAACAUUCAUGUGAAGAUCUUUGCCAUAUCCUUCCAACCAGGGAACCACAUUAAUGGAGAUACAAGCAGAGGAAUAAUGCUGUUUAUGAUAUCAGAAAAGUCCACAGUCCCAUCAGAAGUGAAAUCCUUGGCAGCAUUAUGACAACUCCGAACUCCAGUGAUUUGCUCCUUUACAGUUGAGGCAGUGCAAUUCUUAUGUUGUUGAGGCCUUUGACUUUGAACUUCAUGUAAAUACAAAAGUCUCUGAACCAGUGGGGGGAGGCAGUGAGUGCGUGGUGGAUGCGUGUAGGGGAAGUUUUGCUGUUCCCUUUGUCUUGUCUCUCGAGCAGUUUUAUCAUGAGUUUUUCACUUGACUUACUGGACUGCCUAAGUGAGGCAAGCAGGAAUUGAAAGAUAUCAUGCUCAUUAUUAUAUUGAAAUGCAGCCUGGGCAGGACAGAGAAAGAGGCACCUUUUUUUUUUACUGUUUGUCUGAUCUAAACUCUUGGAGAAACGACAUAUGACACAAUGCAUAACUUGCACAAGACAGGCUAUGUGCUUCAAAGGAUAACAUGAAAUAUAUGAGCCAACCCCCCCUUGAAAGUAGCACCUGCUAAUGACCUUACUGUAUGCACUGCGAUGUAUAUAUGAGUCUGAGAUCUAAUUGGCGUUAAAUAUUCCACUCAUACAUGGUUUUAUUCAAAAGUACCUUAUCUUUUCCCUCCUGAAGUUGAAUAACCUUUUUUUUUUAAAUCAUUUGGAUUCAAUUUCAGCAGUUUGUUUUUAAUCAGAUGUGCACUUUUGACAAAAUAAAUAUCUUGGCACCACAACUUAGAACAUCAAUCUUUUAAGGGUUAGAAAUGAUUGGUGAAAAACAAUCGAUUUUAAAAUGAACAAUACGAAUCCUAUCACAAAUAGCAGUCGACCAAUGCUUUUCAAUUUAGGCAGGCCUAAAGAAGAGUUUUGAUUGGUUGGCAAUCAUUUAGAGUCCAUACUCUUUCCGCCUCCCAACAUACAUAAAUCUUGACCUCUGAACCUUCAAUUGCUCAGUGUCCGUGCUGCUGCUAUGAAGUUGGGAAGAUCACAGGUAGCACCAAUCAGAUUUGGAGAGGUUAUCUGGCUGUAUUAGCAGACUGCACUCUCUCAUUUAUUUGAGACUGGACUGCUGCCUCUUCCAUGCCUCUUUUGUUCCACCGCUGGAGACUAAUGAAUGGAUUUAAAAAGUUAAAUUCUUGGUAAGUUGGUGUAUUCAUAGCUCUGCAGUGUCCCUGGCAAAGGGUGUCUUGAAGCCAGUUUUUUUUUUGUUUGGGAGAGGGAAGAACCUGUGUUGCCCAUGUGCAAGUAAUAUCUUGCAUGGGAUGUGUUGCUGUUUACACUAAACCUCAAUCUAUUCAAGUAGUGUAGUAAGGUGGGGGGGGUGGGGGGGGUGGCAAUCCCCGUUUCUCAGCAAUAAUUAUCAUUUGCUGUAGUAUUGUUGCAUUACACAUCUUUCAAUAAAUUUGGGCUGUAUUUUCUGUCCAUUUACAACCUUGGUCAAAAGGCCCAUUUCAUUGUAUGCAGGUAAACCUGAAAUAGUAUGCCACAGUGAAUUGGUUUCAGCGUACACAUCCUUAUUUUCAAAUCCCAUUCAUUACCACAUCCCAUUCUACUUGAGAAAUCUUCUCCAACCUUCACUCCCAAUCUGCAGUCUCUAUUUCUCUGCCUCUGGAUCACCAGCUCUGGAUUUACUGCAUCAUUAGAGAUGGAUGUUGCAGCUACAUACACCCCUGGCAUUCUCUUCCAAAUCCACCUCACCUAUUACCCUUCUCCAUGCUUUUAUACGGCUGCUAAAAACCUCUUCAACUGUGCCUUAGAUCACCCUCCCCAACCUCAAAACUACUUUAUUUAUUGCUAAUGUCUACCUCUCCCUUCUGUAAAAUUUUAAUAUGCUAUUUUAUGUGACGAGUGGAAUAGAAAUGCAAGUUGUUGGCAAACUAUUUUUUCCACAUAUUAAAACAAUUGGCCUUCUAAAGAAAAAUAGCACAUGUUGUAACAUAAAAACGCAUUUAAUUUAACACGCAGUGCUGUAUGGACCUUUGAGUUCAUUUGAAAACCUGUCUAUUUUAAGAUGCUGUAACUUUUUUAAUAUGAAAAAUAAAUUCAACCAAUCUGAUUUGCAGCUAAAACAAAAAUGAUCAGUUUUCUGCCAUGCUGCAACUUCAAAAAAGAAUUUCAUUGAAAGAUAUUAAUUAUUACUGUCAUAUGAUGGCUGUUAUAAAAUUGGGUUCAAAGAAAAGGUUCAUAUAUGAGGAAACAACGUGUAAAAUUCAAUGUGGAUUUUCUAUGGAGUAUUUUGACAUUAAAAGUGUCCGGCACAUUCACGAUGCUGUUUGAGGCGAUAGUCAGUCGUAGAGCAAAUAGAAUAGAUAAAUAAGCUAUGAUUUUACCCUUAUGCGAUGCGAGAAAGAUUUUCCAACAUUUUGUAUGCUUAGAUUUUGUACAGAUGCACAGGGACCACUAAAUUUGAAUACUGCUUACUAUAGUGUUUGUUGCUAUUGGAAUACCUGAAAAAAAGGCUAAUAAAAGGCAGAAUGAUAUUUUGAAGCACCAGUUGCAAUGAGACCAAGACUUUACCUGAGAAACAUUUUUUUUGUUUGCAUUUUGUGAACUUGCUGCCUGCAAAGUCGAAGAAAUGUAUAGUUGAGUUUUAAGUAUUUUUUUUUGAGGGGGGAGGAACUCCCAUUUUAUGCUUUAGUUUUAGACUGUUUUGCUUAUAUGUGUGUAUUUAAGUGUGCUACACUUUGUCCUGUGUUAGUCACAAUAGUGUGUUAUUUGACUAAAUAAAUCGUGCACUCCAGUACUGGAAGAUAAUAUAAGGAGUGAAGUAAACUUGUUAUAGUCACAAACAUUCCCAAAAAUAAACUUUACCCAGUGGCUUUAGCUCUGGUUUCAUAUAUAUAGUUUUAUAUGUUGAAAGUGUGAUGUCUGUUGUAUUCUUUGCUCUAACCAUUUUAUUUUAAGUGCAAUUUUGGCAAAGGAAAAACAUUUAAGUUUAGAAUCUAUUUUAAAGAUUUAAGAUAUUAUCAAGAACAAGGUUUACCUUAUUUUCUGAACCUAUUAUGAUUAGGGGUGUGCAAAUAUACCAGUACUUGGAUUGUGAUCUUGUGUAAUCAAAUUAUUAUAAAAUUUUAAUAAAUGGAGCACAGCUAAAAAGAUAUGUCAUAUGACAUAUUUUGUACAGCCAAAUACUAUGUUGUGGAUUCUGCUUGGAGAGCAGUUUUGGUUUAGCAUCAGAGUUUGGCUGCACACACCUAAUUAUCGACCGGAACCAAACUGGGCACCAGAAAAGGUACAGAAACAAAGUUACCACGUUGGUGGAGCAAAGAAUGUGAAAUCCAAGUUUCCCUUUAAAUUUGAGUUGAUUUAGGAAAUUUUCUUGAAACGCAAAAACUGCGUGGUUACCAAUCAUGGUCAUUGUAAAAAUGCUUUUGCAUUCCUUGUCUUUUACCUAUUUAAUAUGGUUAUUCUUUCGUUGUUACUGUUUUUCCUUAAGACACGCUGAAUGUUCUGGAGUUGGUUUGUCAAGGCAAGUAAAUGCUACAUGUUUGGUAGCUCUACGCUGAUUAGUAAAUUAAACUGUGUUUGUAGGUUGUGCAUUCCCAAUUACAUGAACAAACAACUGUUUCCAAUCUUACUGUUUGUUGUUCAAUUUUAGUGAUGUGCCAGUGCUGCUGUAUUUUUAUGGUCCAAUCCAGCACGCUCAACAAUGUUGAGGUACAGGCAAUGAACAGAAUAAUGCAACUCUGCAUCAUUUUGAGUGGUAAAAUACACUUGCUAUAAGUUAUAACCACCUAGAAUUAAUAGAAAACACAUUUUGAAAGGAAUCUGUUUAAAUAAGUUGUCCCAACAUUUAAUAUUGACUAUCUUUACAAGACCAUCGUUGGUCUCUGAUAAUUGAUAACAAUUCAACUCCAUUUUAAAAACUGCACUGUUAAUAGAAGAUUCGAACAGUUUUUGGCUCACUAAUGCAUAUAGAAUAGGCAGAUAUUUGUUCAAAAAAAUAUGUACUAGGGCAAAGAUACUGAGACUACACCAGCGGUGUCAGUAAAUCCUAUUACCAAUAAAAGAAAUCAUGCUCACAGCAUGACUUGAGAUAUGUAUGUCAUAUUACCCAUGCCAUAUACCUGGGUUCUGGUACAGACUAUAAUAACAAAACUGCUGCAAGUUUCCAUUUUUAUUAACAUUACGUCCCAAAAAAUUAAUUGCAGCUUGCAGUUCAAGGGCUAAAAAUUAAAGAUGAAACCAAUGUGUUUUAAUUUAGAUUUUGGGACAUUUUAUGUUAAAGGCGCUAUAUAAAUACUUGUUGUAGAAUUAUUUUUUGUAUUGGCUUAUCCUACAAUAAUUGUUGCCUUUGUGUGUUUGCUUCUGUGCGAUUAAAAAGAAAUUCAAUUUUUGCAUGCCCAGUUUUGUGCUGAAUAGUCAUGAGAUACUGGAGGUGGUUUAAUAAGGGCUCUCCAGCAUCUUUACACUGCACUUUAGCUGGUCAGUGUAGUUGCUGUGGUCCGUACUCAUUGUUGUGAAGUGUGAUGGAAAUUAAGGAACCAUAGACUUUAGACAACAGCACAAAGGACCAAUUUAUGGUGUCUGUUAGGGAAAUAUUUACAGGCUAUUCCUGAGAAUCUUUACAUCAUCAGUAUUGCCACUGGCUUGGCAGGAGUCUUAUGGAAAAGUGUUUUUGUAUAUUUUAGUACCUACAGUUUAAUAAAACUCUAAUUGUAAUUUCAAA
Messenger RNA from Carcharodon carcharias (great white shark), 9290 nucleotides. It is a transcript of the gene prkd3, whose product is annotated as protein kinase D3. The record is from RefSeq and is a predicted model, not a curated record. The coding region runs from base 424 to 3138 and encodes 904 amino acids. Gene Ontology annotation, biological process: protein phosphorylation. NCBI's taxonomy places the organism in Eukaryota, Metazoa, Chordata, Chondrichthyes, Lamniformes, Lamnidae. The transcript has 20 exons. Gene Ontology annotation, molecular function: ATP binding; protein serine/threonine kinase activity.